Messenger RNA from Doryrhamphus excisus (bluestripe pipefish), 2457 nucleotides. RefSeq names its product phosphatidylinositol transfer protein, beta (gene pitpnb). Gene Ontology annotation, biological process: phospholipid transport. Lineage: Eukaryota; Metazoa; Chordata; Actinopteri; Syngnathiformes; Syngnathidae. Gene Ontology annotation, molecular function: phosphatidylinositol binding; phosphatidylcholine intramembrane carrier activity; phosphatidylcholine binding. Gene Ontology annotation, cellular component: cytoplasm. The record is from RefSeq and is a predicted model, not a curated record.
UGACGUGCUGAGUGUCGUUGGCAAACACUGCGCAGGCGCAGACCGGCGGAUGAAGAUGGUGCUCAUCAAGGAAUACCGUGUGGUGUUGCCCAUUUCAGUUGAAGAGUACCAAGUGGGCCAGCUAUACUCGGUGGCCGAGGCCAGCAAAAACGAAACGGGCGGUGGUGAAGGCAUCGAGGUGCUGAAGAAUGAACCCUACGAGAAGGAUGGCGAGAAGGGACAGUACACACACAAAAUCUACCACUUAAAGAGUAAAGUCCCAGGAUACGUGAAGAUGAUAGCGCCGGAGGGAGCGUUUGUUUUUCACGAAAAGGCCUGGAAUGCCUACCCCUACUGUCGCACCAUUGUGACGAAUGAAUACAUGAAAGAUGACUUCAUGAUUAAGAUCGAGACGUGGCACAAGCCUGAUAAGGGAACAGUCGAAAACGUGCACGACCUGGAUGAGCAGACGUGGAGGAGUGUGGAAGUGGUUCCCAUAGAUAUUGCAAACAAAGAUGAAGUGACGCCAGGGGACUACAAACAAGAAGAAGAUCCUGCACUGUUCCAGUCAGCCAAGACAGGAAGAGGGCCUCUCGGCCCCGAGUGGAAGAACGAGCUCAAGACAGACUGUCCGUACAUGUGUGCAUACAAACUGGUCACGGUCAAGUUCCGAUGGUGGGGUCUUCAAACCAAAGUGGAGAACUUCAUCCACAAGCAAGAAAAGCGCAUCUUCACCAAUUUCCACCGCCAGCUCUUCUGCUGGGUGGACAGGUGGGUGGGGCUGACCAUGGAGGACAUCAGGCGUAUGGAGGAGGAGACUCAGAAGGAGCUGGAGGAGUUGCGUAAGACGGGUCCCAUUCGAGGCACCAGUGCUGCUCAUGAGCAAUGAGCCAAAUCAACCCAACCCUGUCUUGAUGAUGUCAUCGGAGGCACGCCCACCACCACCACCACCACCACCAAGAGGAAGUGGCCCUGAGGUCGCCUUCUUGCUUCCUGUCUCAUGUACAUGCUUAAUUUUGGGGGCAAAGAGAGGGGCGGGGUUUGACACGAUUGGAUCCCACUGUACAUACCCCCCUCCCCCCGCUCUGCUCAAACAACAACCUGGUUUUGCAUAAAUGUAUAUCUACACAGAAAGAAAAACUCUUUGCACAGAUGUAAUUUGCCUGAAAUGUAAAUGAUAGUUGAUUACGACGGACGGGCAUUGCUUGGAUUCGGCUGUGUCAGCACUGACUCCAAUGCCUUUUGAAAUUGAUUCUAAUUAGAAGAAUGUGCUUUUUAGACUUAAAGGUCCCCAACAGAUCGGUCGACAUAGCAGCUGUUGGACCAUUUCGUAUCAACUCCCCCGUGUAUUAUAUUGUCUAUUUGUAUUUGUCUACCUGUACUACUCCCCUCCCCUGCCGCACCGCGCCGCACCGUCUCCUCUGCCUGGCACCCUGCGGCGUUAACCACCAGGGCCACUUGGCGCUCGCGCAUGACACGCCCACUUGCAUGCGUUUAGAGCCUCGCAGGCAAGACUUGAUGCGGCGGGCGUGCAUCUUUUACGCCACCGCCGCUUGCUUGUCCUCGCUUAGCUCCACCACCGUCUGCUGUGCGAAUGAUGUCAAAGUGUGGCCCGCCUUUUUUUUUUUUUUAAAUCACGUAUAUAAUCUCACGGGCUUUUAAGAGCAACGACUGCAGUGUGCGUGUGUGCGGACGGAUGAGGCGGCGGUGUUCACUAAAGACUUUUUGAGGUUUUUUUUUUUCAUGUUUGUGUCGAGGUCUAAGUGUACUUUCUCAUCAGCCCGUCGUAGGAACUCGAAUGGGCUGUUAGCGUUUUUAACAUCUGGUUUUAUACUGUAUUGCAUUAAUGAAGUACAUGAUGUAUUCACGUGUGUGUUCAUGUUCAUUCAUGCUUUGGCUGUCCAAACACUGCAGGGCAUUUUUUGUUUUUCAACCUGUUCAAACCUCACACGGCGACAUAACGGUAUUUGGAUCAGCAUGCACGGUAUUUUCUCAGCUGCUUCCCUGUUUUGUCUUUUUUUUUUUUUUUGCAUCUGAUGAGCUUCAUCAGACUGGAAGGAAAUCCUUUGCAGGGCGUCUCCUCAGCGUUUCACUGCACUCGGCGUCACCUCUGACCAGUCGAGUUAUUGUGGUGGUGAUGAUGGGGGUCGCCCUCCAGACUGGACCUGACCUAUUUUGGGUGGGUGCGUGUGUGUGUGUGCGCGUGUGUGAUGCCAGCCAGAGUGUGACUGUGAGGGGAGGAACAGAAGCUUAGACGACAAAAUCCAAAAUUGACUGGUUUCUUCUUGAUAGUCUUCAUGAAGAAGCACUUUGGAAAGAUGGAAGGACUCAAGUUUGUCUCAUCAUGAAGACAACAUUCAGGGGUAUCAGUAGUGAAUGUACAAUUAGUUUUUUUUUUCUUGUUCACAGUUUGCAAGCUGUGACUGAAGGUCUAGACAAUGGAACACAACAGAAUAUCUAAUAAAUUUGAACAAUUAA